CUGGUGUUGAGUGUUCCGGACGUUGAGAACUCAAAUUCCACGAACAAAUCGACAGAUGACUCGCCCCUCAAGCGUGCCGAUCCCAACGGUCAUUUCUUCACGAAAUUCCCACCGUAUCGCCCACAAUGACCGGGUCGCCCUCCGAGUUACCCCUUAACAACACCGUUCCCGACAUCCCAACCGAGAUCGUGAGCGAAGAGGAAAUGGCUCUCAUCGAAGCGGCCUUUGUCGCCGCUCGCUCUUCAAUCACCUCAAUCCCUUCAAUCCCUUCACCUUUUGGUUUUCACAGGAACGCGAGGUCCAUCCAGUCAAUUACUGCCCUUUCCAAGAGGGGCUUUUCGGGUCGUACAGAACCCGAUAUUGAGGAUUCAGGCGAUUUUGCGAGUACCCAGAAGAAGAUCAAAGCAGAUGAGUCGUCGUUCUUGCACCGGUUUAGGAGAAAGAAGGGCUUGUCUGUCACUGAUAUCACUGCCACGGAAUGGUGCGAAAAACAAAUGGAGUUUGUUCUCCUCCGUGCCAAGCGCAAAACUACUAAAGCUAUGAAAGCAGGUAGUGUUCGCCAUACAAAUCUUGAAGAAGAGGUUGUGAAAAAAGUGAAAGUUCGUGUCAAAUCUAAAGAAGACAUAUGGGCUCUGAAACUUUUGAACUUUAUAAUUGGUGCUAAUCAAUUAUUGUUUGAAGGAUUAACACGUGAACUACCACUAAUAGGCUUUGCAGAAGGUGUGUGGAUGGUGGGAGUGAUUGAUGAGAUCUGUAUGCCUGCAACAGAAACCAAUAUGAACCCAAAAUUAAUUGACACAAAGACUCGUGUACAAGGCACUCUUCCUGCUGAACCACAAAGAAGGAAUGGAAGGCUUCAAUUAAUGUGCUACAAGUAUAUGUGGGACAAUUUAGUUGCUGACAAGUUCCCCUCCAGAGAAUUUUACAAAUUUUUUGCCUUGAACCCACAUUCUAUGUUAUCUGAAGAAAUUAGAGAAAAAACUGCUGACUCAGGGUUCCCAGCAGAUACCCUUGACGACGUAGUAAGAUUCUACAAAAAUACCUGGAGCACACUUCCCCCUGCUUACGACCAGCUUUUAUUGAGAUAUGAGUUUCAAAAAGACAAUUCAUUAAUUGGCGAAGAUCAAUUUGCAUUUGACCCUGAUUGGCUCAAGAAUCAAAUUCACGGUUGUCUAGAGUUCUGGCUAGGGGAGCGAGAAGCCUGUUACACUCCAGAGGAAGAGCGUUGGAAAUGCCGGUUCUGUCAGUUCGGUUCUAUCUGUCCUGCAAACACUGACCAUGAUAGUACUCCAAGCCCGACAAGCGCCAACUCAAGUAGCACACCAAACUAGAGAAAACAUUGACAUUGCUUUAGCGUCUCACACUCAGUAAGCAAAAAUGCGACCCUCCUGCAAAGAGCAUUAAAGUUUUUACUGAAGCUUCUUUGAGGCAUACACUGGAUUUGUUUGUCCUCUGGGAUUUUCACAGAGAUUAUGCAUUAUCAACACACGAAAUAACAAAAUGCAUCUGUUGUAGGCAAUGAUGAUUGGAUGUUGUAAUGUAGAAUUGUUGUAAAACAGUAAUUCAUUCUUUCAAACUAUAUGUAUAAAGUUAUUAAAAACCCUGCCCCCUUCUCCAAAUGUAUCUGAAUGGGUAUGCAUUUGUGUUACAAAUUGUUGAUGGUGUAUGUCAAGAACUGGGGGACAGUCCACAAAAGAAUGAAUUUACCAUUUA
Juglans regia (Persian walnut) is the source of this 1713-nucleotide messenger RNA. RefSeq names its product exonuclease V, chloroplastic-like. The record is from RefSeq and is a predicted model, not a curated record. The transcript is spliced from 7 exons. Lineage: Eukaryota; Viridiplantae; Streptophyta; Magnoliopsida; Fagales; Juglandaceae. Gene Ontology annotation, molecular function: single-stranded DNA 5'-3' DNA exonuclease activity. Gene Ontology annotation, cellular component: nucleus. Bases 126 to 1331 code for a protein of 401 amino acids. Gene Ontology annotation, biological process: interstrand cross-link repair.